Molecule: messenger RNA, 2392 nt
Organism: Bursaphelenchus xylophilus (pine wood nematode)
Lineage: Eukaryota; Metazoa; Nematoda; Chromadorea; Rhabditida; Aphelenchoididae
Source: the annotation of a GenBank genome assembly
AUGAACUGGAAACGCAAGAAACAUCCACGGUUGUUCAACAUUGGACAGCGAGAGUUCACGUUGCAGUAUCUGCUGUUAUGUCGCUCGAAAUAUUACGAUACGGUGAUCGUCGACUUGGAUGGAUACUCUUUUCUUGACAGGACAAUCGAUUUCGAGGUCGUAAAUAAGCUCUUGGUAAGUAUAGCUGUUAUUUUUUCUUGUUUUAGGUAUCAAUCGUAAGGAUGAUAAUAUAUUUGCGCAAUUUACAGAGUCUUGGCUAUGUGAACCAUUUGAGGAAUAACUUGAGGGACGGAGAGUAUCUGCGGGCCAUGUCACGUAGGUUUUUUUGCUUUUGUGGUUAUCUUACACUUUUCUCCGAACUGCCGUAAUGUAUAACAUCAAAAUGUUUUAAUUUGGCUGAUUGGUUGAUUUCAGCAUUGUCUCAUUUUCAAGAUUGCAACCUACUGACGUCUACCUCACUUCGUCGACAAAAUAUCGGGCAGAUUCGCUGGAUGGGACGAGGAUUUGGGCGUGCAGCAGUCCUGUUUUAUGGCCAAUUAUCCUUUGUGUUUUACGGAAGUCUGUCGUUGUCUUUUGCACUCUCACUGCAAGUUCCAAUCAAAAAGGCGUGUUUGACCGAUUUAGGUAAGGGUAGCUUCUUUUCAUUAUGCUGAAUAUCAAGUAUAUUAUACUUGAUGUCUGGUAUAAUAAAUUUUUUCUUCGGCUUUUAGAUGAGCAAAUCAUCAAGCAUAUGAUGGAGACGGAAGCCCUUGACCACAUCAUGCUGCGUUGUCGUCAGUAUCGCGGGUACAACGAGCUUAUGGACCAAAAGAAGCAUAUCGCCGGAGCUCCGAAAAGAGUUGUCAUAUUGAAAAAGUGGUGUAAGUUACGGUCUAAAGAUAAUCACCAAAGAAGUGUUGAACAUUUUGGACUGUGAUGUUACUGUUUUUCAGGCGGCGGAGCCUUUUGUCUUCCAUUAGCGGGCACUUUAUCCAUCCGACACCCAUUGCGACGAAGUUUUCCGAUCCAACACGUUGAUAUGCCUUCGAUUCGGCGGCUGACAUUGGAUGUGGUGGAUGAAUGUGAGCUUUUCACCUUUGUGCCAAUCAUUAAUAAGGACAGAAUGGACUUGGACACUCUGGAAUUCCUCGGAAUCACUGGGUUGGAGGUCAGAUUCCGGUCGUUUGCGGAGCAAGUUCUGGAUGUCGACUAUGUAAGUAAUUACCGCAGUAUGCUUUUCUAUUCGCCAUCUCUCGUUUUCGCUAUGUUUUUGCCGAAAAAAACCUUUUUUAAAUAUGAAAAAUUGGCUUUUUUUUCUAUGUUAUACUUGCAGGAUUACCGAGCGAACGCAGAAACUUAUUACUACUUGUGUGGAUCCAUUUUUUGGCUUCAGUUCUUCAUCGAGACUGAGGCAAUUAGUCUGGUGAAGCAGUUCGACAUCGAAAUUAUGGCCAGGAUCAAUGUGAUCUCGGCGGAUCUUCAUGCGUCCAUGGAGAAGGUGAGAAUUCAUUUUUUUUGGGUCAUAAAUUGUGUAAUUGCUACGCGAUUUGUUAGAUAAGAGUUAGAAUGAACAUUUUAGAGUCUGAAAGAGGAAGUUUUAGUUGUUUUUGGGGAAUUUGGGAGGAAGAUUAUGUUAUAGUAGGUACUUUGGGUCGUAAAUUUGUAAAAAAACAGUUUGUAAACCCCGAAAUUUUUCUUGUCAAGAGUUUCAGAGCAUUGGAAAUGAUUGUGAAAAUUUUUUACAAAUUUCUUUGAUCUAUAAAAUAAAUUUAUGAAAGUUUUAUGAACUAUUUUUUUGCUUUCAUGUCUAGUACCUGAUUUGCGGGCCAGGAGGCAACAAAUUUUUAAUUGGUUGAAAUUUUGAAAAAAAGUUGGAAAAAAAUUUUCACAACAUUGUAGGAUAUACAUUGACGGACCUGAUCCAGUGGCAAAAAACGUACCAUUUUGCAUCCGGGAAGUAUCAAAAAAUGCAGCAAAAUACCUCCCUUUCCAAGUGAAAAAUCUCCGAUUUGAAGGGCAUCCUCAAAAAAAGAGCGGGCGCCCUUUGGAAAUCGGAGUUUUUUCACUUGAAGAGGGAGGUAUUUUGCCACAUUUUUAUUACUUCCCGGAUGCAAAAUGGUACGUUUUUUGCCACUGGCACAGGUCCGCCACUGUAUAUAAUUCUUAGCGUUCCACUACUUUCCUUGAAUUACACAUCCGCAAGGGAUCCCUGGACUUUGAUUGGCUCCUCUUCGACGUGAACGGGCGAUCGCAAGAAUGGAAAUGGACCUUCGAGGAGUAUCGAAAAAUCGAUCAAGACGAGUUUUACAGCCGAAUUUUGUAUGAUAUCCAUCGAACCGCUCACGAAGACUUUGCCAAACGCCCCCGUCUCACGGAUAUCACGGGCGCCGAAGACUUUUUGUGUCAUCUUUGA